AUGGUGUAUUUGAUUGUUUGGUUCAUAUUUUCACUUAUUUUUUUGGAGCAUAAAAUAAAAUGCAAAAAUAGAUUUAGUGUGUAUACAUACAUAAAUUCUAUAUCUAAUAUAAAACAUGAAAAUAGAAAAAAAAUAAAAUUAAAAAAUAAUGAAAGUAAUCGAAAUAUCUAUUUAAAUCCGAAUUCUGAAAAUUGUGAUAAUAACAAAGGAUAUGAAAUAAAAAAUUUCAAACCAGAAAAUAUAAAAGUUAAUAAAAAUUUAAAUAUAAAUAUUUUUAAAAAUAAACAAAAUGAUUCAAAUAUAUAUAAUGAGGGAAUGUGUAUAUAUAAUAUAUUGAAAAAUAUUGAAAUUAAAGAUGUUAAAAAGGUUCCAUCAUAUGAUCCAGAACUAACAAAUAUAAAAAUUGAAAAUAAUACAAAUAAACUAAUUAAUGAAAAUGAUAAAAAUAAUAAAUAUUUAGAAAAUUCAUUAAUAUAUAGUGAUCGAAAUUACAAUAUACCAAAUGUUUUAAAUUAUUAUCCUGACGAUAUGUUCAUUUUUAAUUUUGAUGGUGUUAUAAAUAUGAAUAAACAAGAAAAACUUAUUGUUGGAUUUAUAACAUUUAUCAAAAUUUUUAAAUGCCAAUUUUUAUUUAAUAAUAAACAAAUUUCAAAUCUCCCUUUAUAUAAAUUUAUGACAAUUGAUAAACCAUAUCUUUUUAAUGAUUCUGUUAAAAAAAAUAAGACAAAUUUUAAUGAAGAAAAUGACUUAUUUAUAUUAUUGAAACUUAUUCCUAAAUUUUUUUAUACACGUUUAUUAUAUAUUUUUAAAUAUAUAAAACGAAAUGAAGAUAUAGUAAUUGCUAUUAAAUAUAUAUACGAUAAUAUAAAUGAUAUAUGUACAAAAUAUAACUAUGAUAUUAAUCAACUUAUUCACAUUAGUAAGUUAUCAAAUACUAUUGAUAAUAAAAUUCAAAAAUUUAUGAAAAAUAAAUCAAAUUAUAGAAAUCCACAAACUAAAGAAUACACACAAUCAAAUGAAGGAAAAGAUGAUGAAUAUUUGGCAUAUCAAAUUGCUAAAGACCUCACAAAAAAUACAUUUAACCCAAAUAAAAUUGUAAAAUAUAAAAGAAUAGAAAAUCUUAGUAAUAUUUUUCCAAGUUUUAGAGUUGAAUUUGAAAACUUUUAUAUAAACAAUAAAUAUUUAGAAUUAUAUAAAAAAUAUAACAUAAAAUAUGAGCAAAUUUCUAUUGAAUUUAAUAAAAUAAGAAAUUUAUUAAUUAAUAAUGAAAAUAAAGCAUAUAUAAAUUUAUUAAAAUAUAAAUAUCCAAUUAAUAAUUUAAAUGAACAAGAUAAAAAAUAUCAUGAAACUUGGAAUAUAACUACUAUAGAUAUAAUAAAUAAUAAUAUUAAUGUAUAUAAUAAACCUAUUUAUAUUAUUUCGACUAUUGAAAAUGAUGAUUUCAUAAAAUAUACAUUAAAACAAUUUGGAGUUAACAUAAAAGAUGAACAUAAUAAUAACUUGUUACGUAUAUAUGGAAAAAAUAAUCUAAAUGAAAAUGAAAAACAAAAUGAUAGUAGCUUAAUGUUAUUGAAAAAAUUGGGAAACUAUAUUAAACCGACAUAUACGCAAAAUUAUUAUAUUCAAAACAAUGAAAAUGACAAUAAAGAAGAAUUAAUUGAUUAUAUUUAUGAUCCAUAUAAUAUAGACAUUAACUAUUAUAAAUAUUUUCAAAAAACUGGAAAAAAAAAUUAUUAUUUAAAUAAAAAUUCAGACUAUAAUAAUAUUCUUAAAAAUAAAUGUGACUUAGUUUAUAAAAUAAUAAAAAAAUAUCAUACUAAUAAUAUGAUACACAUAAUUGAUGAUAAAUAUGAGGAUUUAAAUGCGUUAAACAAUGACAACAGAUUUAAUAAAAAAGUUAAAUUAUAUUUUUGUGAAUGGGGAUACAAUACUUAUAACGAUAAAUUAAAGUCUAUUCUUAAUGACAAAAUAAAAACAUUUUCCGAAACCUUUAAACUCAUUUUUUUAUGUUGCACAUAUCAAAACUCACCACGAAGAAAACAUACCCAUGGGAAGGGAAUUCCCCUUGAUUUUUAUUCAAAAUUUAUGCACAAAUAUUGUUUAAAAAAUAAUUUAAUAACAGAACAUCCUAUCGAAGACUUGUAG
This is a messenger RNA of Plasmodium berghei ANKA, 2145 nucleotides long. RefSeq names its product conserved Plasmodium protein, unknown function. The record is from RefSeq and is a predicted model, not a curated record. The coding region runs from base 1 to 2145 and encodes 714 amino acids. NCBI's taxonomy places the organism in Eukaryota, Apicomplexa, Aconoidasida, Haemosporida, Plasmodiidae. The transcript has a single exon.